This is a messenger RNA of Annulohypoxylon maeteangense, 1190 nucleotides long. RefSeq lists its product as uncharacterized. Bases 325 to 837 code for a protein of 170 amino acids. The transcript is spliced from 2 exons. The record is from RefSeq and is a predicted model, not a curated record. Lineage: Eukaryota; Fungi; Ascomycota; Sordariomycetes; Xylariales; Hypoxylaceae.
CCCAACCGCGUGUGGGUUGGCACCUAUCAUGGUAGGGCAGUAAAAUCGUCAUCUGAGUCUGGCCAAUGUCAGAUAACGAUGCGAUCUGAUUCGGCUGCAGCUGGAUUGGUGUGGUCAGGUCCAACGUGUCCAGGGGAGAUAAUUGCAUGCGCGCGCGCGGGGUGAGUCCCGUGUGACAGGGUCGUCGAUAAAACUGCCUGACGAUCCGUUCCCCUUGAGACCCAGUUCCAUAGGAUACUUUACCAGGACUGGGUCAUAGACCGCGGCUUUCGGGUCUGAUUCGCGAUAUCUGCCAAGCCCAGACAAGCGCUUUCUGCCGCAGAGAUGUCCAUCAACUUUACAACACUGAUCAUUGUCGCGGCCGAAGAGAAUCCCGACAUAGUGAAGCGGCAGGUUGUUAUCACACAGACUAUCACAUAUCCCGACUCGACGAGUACAACCUUAGUGACUCUCGACCGCGGUAGUCCGCCAACUAGCUCUUCGACUCCGAGCUGGAGCGCGGGCGCUACAUCGUCAGAUGGCCUCGGACAGACACAGAUUGGUAUAAUAGUGGGAUGUUUAAUCGGUGCCCUUGUUCUAGGCAUAGUCAUAUGGUGUUGUUGCACGAAGCGAUGUGGGUGCAGCCGUUAUACCGCUUACGAAGACGACCAAGAGAAUGUGAUCUAUUAUACAGACGAGAUGGUAGACGUUACUCGACCAGCAGAUGCACACUUUCGCCGACCUAUACCACGGCCUCCUAGCCAAACAUAUGUUGCAACUGCUGAAGAUCCUACUGUUCCUCGAUGGACAGCCUACGAAGCGACACGGCGAUUUCGCCCAAACUACUAUUCCGGUUGAGAGACAAGCAACAUAUCUAAAAUUCAUUUCUUCUCAUUACAUAGUUCUCAAUCAUUGUCUUUCAAUCACUGGUCUUCUUAUUAUCUUCGAUUUGGGGAUAUUGAAGGAUUGACGGGUAACCCAUCAACAAGUCGGCUUUGGUGGCGCCCGUGGUAAUGAUAAUUAUGUGCGUAUAAGUAUAACAUAAGCAGAGGUGCAUAGGAGGAACUGGCUAAUAUGAUACCCGUUUUACAUAUGAAUAAUGUCUACAAGGCACCUUCAGCAGCCUCUGAGAUUAGGGGUUUUAGGAUGUUCAAUUCCGUCUAACAGUUAGAUAUUUACUAUAUGACAAAUUGGUCCAUUUAUUUUUCCAA